This is a messenger RNA of Aspergillus costaricaensis CBS 115574, 5814 nucleotides long. Its product is annotated as formin sepA. The record is from RefSeq and is a predicted model, not a curated record. The coding region runs from base 161 to 5596 and encodes 1811 amino acids. Gene Ontology annotation, biological process: mitotic actomyosin contractile ring assembly; barbed-end actin filament capping; actin filament bundle assembly. Gene Ontology annotation, cellular component: cell division site; mating projection tip. The transcript has 2 exons. NCBI's taxonomy places the organism in Eukaryota, Fungi, Ascomycota, Eurotiomycetes, Eurotiales, Aspergillaceae. Gene Ontology annotation, molecular function: actin binding; small GTPase binding.
GUCGCCUUGAGCUGGAUGUGAUCCUGGCCUUCGCAGAGAUUGAGAGCGACCGAUUCUUCUCAAUCUACAGCCUCCGACGACUGUCUGCCACCUCCACGCUCUUGCCCCAGCGGAUUACGCUCAUGCUGCGCCCUGCAUCUCCCCAGCGACGUCCGUCAAGAUGCCAACCACCACGUCCGCGCCUGACAAAUCGAGACAGACUUCCGCUGGGAAAUCGUUCUUCGGGAGGAAGCUGCACAAGGAGAAACCGGUAGACGAUCGCCACGAUGCCCAUACAGGCUUCGAGACCCUCGCGCCUCCUGGAAGCGCCCCGGGUUCUCGUUCCUCUCGCCAUUCCAAGCGAUCCUCCGUCCAGUCUAUGGAUUUUUCCAACGACGUCGAUCCUGCAACGCUGUCAAUGACGGCCGGUGUGAUUACCUCUAUCCCCUAUGAAAGUCUCCCCGCCGACACCAAGUCGCCGAUUCCUAUCGACUAUCUCUCUAAAGCCGAAACCUCGCCACGCAAAGAACCAUCCCCGAAUCAUCUUGCCAAGGGAGGCAGUGAUUUCCAUCAGUAUCCCGCUUGGAACCCGGCCACUAUCCGGGACAAUAAUGUUUAUUCUCACCCCACCGGCCCUCGUCCGCCGCCACAUGCGUCUAAUGUAACAAUGGCGGGAAGCUCUUCGGGGGACAAAGGUGCUCGGUAUCAACAAUGGGGACGACCGGGUAGCUCGGCUGCCAACACGGGGUUCAGUCACAACUCUUCAUCUACGGUAGAUUCCUCGUCGCAUUCCCGAAUAUCGUUCGACCAAGCUAGUGUCCACUCGUCACUUUCCUCCAACACCCGGGACACUAGAGGUUCGAGCUAUUUCUCGUCGGACGGAUCUUCUCGAACGCUGACAACCUCGCACUCUGCCGACCGCAAUACCUACUCGUCUAAUGGAACAUCCAGCCGACUUUCUAAUGCGCAGGCUGCAUGGCAGUCGGCCCAGCCUGCGCAACCCGCGAAGUUACCAGCCAACCCCGAGCAAUACCUGACCCGUCCAAGGGACGAUCGGAUUGUGGACCAGCUGUUCCUGGAACUGAUGCAGAAGCGAGGUUGGCAGAACUUGCCUGAGCAGGCCAAACGGCAGAUGCUUGCGUAUCCAGCCUCGAAAAAGUGGACGCUGGUUCAUCAAGAUCGGUUGACGGAAAUUCAAGGUGAACAGAAGCGCAGGCAGAAUGCCCGGCAGACCCAUGGUCACGAUGGGCCGUCGGGGAUUCUGGAGCGGGCCGAUGAAGAGGGAAGCCCGGAGUGGUACGUGAAGAAGGUUAUGGAUGAUUCAAUCACGUCGAAACAAUUAGCUAGUUUGAGCGUCAGUCUGCGCACACAACCAAUCAGUUGGGUGAAAGCCUUUGUCGAAGCACAGGGCCAAAUCGCCCUGACCAACGUUCUUGCUAAGAUCAACCGGAGAAAAGCUUCAGGUCCUGUUCCUGCACCCCCGACUGGUGACAAGGACUUGGAUCGUGAAUACGACAUUGUCAAGUGCCUGAAGGCUUUGAUGAAUAACAAAUACGGCGCAGAUGAUGCUCUCGCUCACCAGCAGGUUAUUGUUGCUCUCGUCAGCUCGCUGCUGUCUCCCCGACUCAAUACAAGGAAGCUGGUCAGUGAAGUCUUGACCUUCCUUUGCCAUUGGGCCGAAGGCCAGGGCCAUCAGAAGGUCCUCCAGGCUAUGGACCAUGUGAAGAAUCACCAUGGAGAGACUGGUCGCUUUGAUGCCUGGAUGCGUAUCGUCGAAGUGACGAUUGAUGGCCGUGGAAAGAUGGGUAGUUUGGUGGGCGCGAGUGAGGAGUACCGCAGUGGUGGUAUAGGCAUGGAGAACCUUCUCAUGGAGUAUGCCGUCUCAACCAUGCUCCUCAUCAACAUGUUGGUGGACGCCCCGGAGAACGAUCUACAGCUGCGCUGUCAUAUUCGUGCGCAGUUCACCUCUUGCGGCAUCAAGCGUCUCAUGACUAAAAUGGAAGGUUUCCAAUAUGAGGUCAUUGACAAGCAGAUUGAGCGCUUCCGCGAGAAUGAGGCCAUCGACUACGAGGAUCUUCUGCAGCGUGAGAGUAGCAGCGUGAAGGAUAGCAUCGAGGGCGAGGUCAAAGACAUGAACGAUCCUCUACAAAUUACAGACGCUAUUGCUUCAAGGAUUACAGGUACUCGAGCUCAUGACUACUUCCUCUCUGCUAUGCAGCACAUGCUUCUUAUCCGGGAGAACUCAGGUGAAGAUGGUCUCCGGAUGUAUCAGCUCGUCGAUGCCAUGCUUAGCUACGUGGCCAUGGACCGCAGGCUACCCGAUCUGGAUCUCCGCCAAGGUUUAACAUUUACCGUGCAGAGCCUCUUGGACAAAUUACAUACAGAUUCAGAGGCAAGACAGGCGUACGAUGAAUCCCUAGAAGCGCGCCAGAUUGCGGAGGCUGCCUUGGCAGAGCGAGAUGAGAUGAAGGCGCAGAUUGAGCUGGGUGCAGACGGCCUAGUAAAGAAGUUGCAGAAGCAAAUUGAAGAGCAGACUGGCAUCAUCGAACUUCAACGGAGACGGGAGGAGUCAGUACGGGCUGAGCUGGCCGAUGUUCAACGCUUGCGUGCUCAGGAGUUGCAACGGAACGAACUGGAAACCAGAGAGCUCUACCUGAUGCUUCGAGAUGCCCAGGACAUCGCUGCUUCAAAUGCCAAGAAGAACAACCUCGCAGAAGUCGAUCCGUCCCAUAUGAGGGGCAUCAUGGACCGCGAAAAGCUCCUCGAGCGGUUGGAGAUGCAACUCGAACGCACCAAGACCCAGUUCAAGUUGGAGGGCAAGGUAUGGGGUCAACAUGUGACCUCAGACCGGCUGCGCGAACUUCGUGAGCAAAUGGACGGCGAUGUUGAGCCGCAAGAUGAGUUCCAGGACCAGGCUCAUCACGUUGCGGGCUUGGGAUCUGUUCAGCGCAAGCGCAGCCAUCUGCCCGGCAUGGAGAAGGAUACUGUCGAGGGUCAGCAGCAGGAGGGCCAGGUGGAUGAGAACGGAGAGAUCAUCUAUGAAAAGGCGCGUCUGGUCGACCUCCAUCGGCCACGACUCAACCCUAAGCAGGCGAACGGCCUCCUGGGAGAAAUUGCCUCGAAGGUACCUAAGAUCGACGCAGACGAUAACGAAGCUACACCUGUUGUCCCUGAAGCUACGGCGCUUGUCACCGACGAACCCAAGGUUGAGAGUGAAAUUGAGAAGCCCGAGACCAAGGGGGCGCCCGCUCCACCCCCGCCGCCGCCGCCACCACCACCACCUCCUCCUCCGGGAGCUGUGGGAAUUCCUCCUCCGCCCCCUCCCCCUCCACCGCCACCACCUGGUGGUGCUGUCGGAAUCCCUCCCCCUCCGCCGCCUCCUCCGCCGCCGCCGGGAGGAAAGGUUGGAAUCCCCCCUCCACCUCCUCCGCCCCCUCCUCCAGGCGGUGCAGGAUUCCCGCCACCGCCUCCCCCUCCACCAGGUGCUUCAUUUGGUGCCCCUCCUCCCCCGCCUCCUCCUGGCGCAGGCUUUGGCGGAUGGCGAGCCAACUACAUGGCCUCUCAAGCCCUUCCUCAACACAAGACAGCUCUUAUGCCCUCUAUCCGGCCAAAGAAGAAGCUCAAGGCUCUUCACUGGGAGAAGGUUGAUGCUCCACAGGUAACGGUGUGGGCGGCCCACGCUCCCACUGCGCAGGAGAAAGAAGAGAAGUAUGUAGAGUUGGCUAAGAAGGGUGUGUUGGAUGAGGUUGAGAGACUCUUCAUGGCGAAGGAGACCAAGAUUUUUGGAGGCAAUGCAGCAGCCAAGCAGCGCAAGGACAAGAAACAGCUCAUCUCCAACGAGCUGUCCAAGAACUUCCAGAUCGCAAUGGCCAAGUUUUCGCAAUUCCCUGCCGACGAUGUGGUGCGCAUGAUCAUCCAUUGCGAUACAGACAUUCUGGACAACCAAGUCGUCAUGGAGUUCCUGCAGCGGGACGAGAUGUGCACAAUUCCGGAGAAUAUUUCCAAGUCGAUGGCGCCCUACAGCAGGGACUGGACCGGCCCCGAUGCUGCUAGUGCGGAGCGAGAGCAAGACCCCAACGAGCUUACGAGGGAAGAUCAGAUCUACCUAUACACCGCGUACGAGCUCAACCACUACUGGAAGGCGAGAAUGCGCGCUCUCGCGUUAACUCGGUCCUUCGAAGUGGAUUAUGAGCACAUCUCCGCCAAGCUGCAACAAGUGGUCAAGGUCAGCGAAUCUCUGAGAGACUCUGUUUCUCUGAUGAACGUCCUGGGUCUCAUUUUGGACAUUGGUAACUUCAUGAACGAUGCCAACAAGCAGGCUCAAGGAUUCAAGCUGAGCUCUCUUGCCCGGCUGGGCAUGGUCAAGGAUGACAAGAACGAAACUACUUUUGCUGAUUUAGUGGAGCGCAUUGUCCGUAACCAGUAUCCCGAAUGGGAGGGCUUCGUGGACGAGAUCAAUGGUGUCGUUGCUAUCCAGAAGCUCAACGUCGACCAGCUGCGGACAGAUGCGAAGAAGUACAUUGACAACAUCAAGAAUGUACAGGCCAGCUUAGACGCCGGAAACCUCAGUGACCCCAAGAGGUUCCACCCCCAGGAUCGCGUUAGCCAGAUCGUCCAGCGGAGUAUGAAGGAUGCUAGACGCAAGGCCGAGCAGAUGCAGCUCUACUUGGAUGAGAUGAUCAAAUCCUAUGAUGACAUCAUGGUAUUCUAUGGAGAAGACAAUUCCGAUGAGGGUGCCCGCCGAGACUUCUUCGCGAAACUGGCUUCCUUCUUGCUUGAGUGGAAGAAAUCUAAGGAGAAGAACAUUUCGCUGGAAGAAAGUCGGAGACGCACCGAGGCGUCCUUGGCUCGCAAGCGGAAUAUCAAUGCCGGGCUUGCUAAUGGCGCCGCCUCUGCUAGUGACGCUCCACCGUCGCCAGCUACAAGCGGGGCCAUGGAUUCGCUGCUGGAGAAGCUCCGCGCCGCUGCGCCGCAAGCCAGAGACCAGCGUGACCGCCGUCGUCGUGCUAGGCUAAAGGAGCGACACCAAGUUCGUGUCGCUUCCGGCCAGAAGAUGCCGGAUGUUGCUGGAGCUGAGGCACCGGAAGGAGGGAACGAAGCCGAAAAUGAUGGCGGCAACAGCAAGGCGGGCAACGACAAUGAUAGCGAAGCAAAUGCCGCCGCGUCAGGGCUGCUGAGUCCUCCCCUCCUUGAAACAGAAACCUCUGAGAGUAAGAAGGACCCGCAACAUGUGUCGGAAAGCGAAGACGUGGCGGAUCGUGCCGCGAGCAUGCUGCAGGGCCUUCGCGAUAACAUGGACGGCGACCGAAUGAGAAGACGCCGAGAAACAGCGGAAGAAGAGCGUCGGAAACGCAGGUUACGGAGACGAAACGGAGGCAGCACCAGCAAUAACAGCGCCGAGGGCUCUGCGGCCACCUCCGUGCCCGAACCCAUUUCGCCUCCCAGGACAGAUUUGGAGCCGGAUGAUGCUACAAGUCCUCGAUCUGGAGACGAUCCCCUUCCACAACCGCCCCUGACACCGGCAAUCGUGGUAUCACCAACAGCAGACCAACAGCUUCGGUCGCCUGGUGACGAUGAACUGAUGGAAGGCUCACCGUCGAGCAGAUCCAUUGAGUAGUUGGGCAACUAUUGCCUUUCUACUACCAUCCUUCUUUUAUUGAUUUCAUUUCAUUGCCCAUUUUUUCUUUUAUCUUGCAUCCUUUCCUCCUUGUCCUCAAGGAGUGUCUUUCCUCCCCUCUUUCCUAAUCUAAUGUUUGAUAGACUAACUCAUGUCGUCUCGGAAAGAUCUCAUUAUGCUGUUUUGAGUGUAUACUAUGCCAGGAUGAACUUACCCCC